Molecule: messenger RNA, 1571 nt
Organism: Penaeus monodon (black tiger shrimp)
Lineage: Eukaryota; Metazoa; Arthropoda; Malacostraca; Decapoda; Penaeidae
Product: glycosaminoglycan xylosylkinase-like
Exons: 9
Coding region: 109-1467 (452 amino acids)
Biological process (GO): protein phosphorylation
Cellular component (GO): Golgi apparatus
Molecular function (GO): phosphotransferase activity, alcohol group as acceptor
Source: RefSeq, a predicted model, not a curated record
AGUGAAUCUGCACAGAUGUUGCAUGUGCAAAACCCAGAUAUAUUUUUACGUCUUGAAACGAAAAGAAACUAAGCUGGACUGACCAUUUCAGUUCUUGCCAAAUUCAACAUGAAAACAGGAAGACGGAAGGCAAUAUGGAGGACGUUGUGUUUUGCAGUGACUUUAGCGCUAACUAUUUUUCUGCGGAAAAUUAUUUCAAAUUUGAGGAACAAAUCUGCGAUGCCGCUGACCCGUCUGACUGACUCGGAAAGGGUCUUGUCAGAGGGAGAAUUUUACGUGCUGAAGAACGCUUUCAACUACAAAGAGAGCCAGCAUGAGCGCACGGGACUAAGAAUGCUCCCUGCACUCUACAAGCAUCUACCAGCUAUUAGAGCGAAGUACUCAGUCAUGUCGCCUCAAAUACCGAAGUUUAUCGCUGAACUCAAGGAAGAUUUAAAAGAGAGAGGAAUUACAAAGAAACCUUGGAAAUUGGCACGCCAGUGGGCGAAGCCAACGUCGCUGACCCCGGCUUCGGACCCUGGUCUGGGCGACGUGCUGGCAGCUCUUUCCACCGCCAACAUAACAACUGCUGAUCUCAGCGAUAAAGGAUCACAGCUCAAGAUCAUACUUAAGCUUGAAGGAGGGCAGACUGUUAUUUUUAAACCGAUGAGAUAUUCCCGAGAUGAGAGUUUAGAAGACGCCUAUUUUACCUUCGAUCGCCAUAAUGGAGAGAUCGUCGCCUUCCACCUGAGCAGAGUGUUGGACAUGCGAAUGGCGCCUCUCACCGUGGGUCGAAAAAUAUCGCUGGAAACUGAAAUAUUGCCCGUUUCAACGAAAAGACUUUCGGACACAGUAUUUCGCAACGAGGACGGAGAUCUCUGCAUCUUCGGAAACUGUGUGUACUGCAGCAAGAAAUGGCCUGCGUGCGAGAAGGACCAGUAUCUCGAGGGCGCUGUCAUCACGUGGCUUCCGGAACAUUACAUAUCGUCCGAGCCACACCAUCCCUGGGGACGAACGUAUAUAAAAAACAAGCUAGCUGACUGGGAAAAGGACGCGCGCUUCUGCCAAACGGUUCUCCGCACCUUCCACCCGCGGAAACUUCUAGAUCUCAUCGAUGCGGCAGUUUUCGAUUUCCUGAUUCAGAAUGUCGACAGGCAUCACUUCGCUCAGACCUCGGGCGCUAAGGAUUCUCCUGUGGUGUUGAUAGACAAUGCGAAAAGUGUUGGAAAUGCCUUUGUUGACUGGAUGGAUAUCCUGGCACCAGUUCUACAGUGUUGCAGAAUGCGGAGGACGACCUAUAAAAAGCUCGUAUUCCUGAGCGGCGGCGGCUUAUCCCAGGCAAUGCAAGAACUACUCGCUUUCGACCCCGUGGCUCCCGUCCUUACGCCCGCCCACCUGCGCGCCAUGGACCGAAGGGUAUUGCACGUCUUGGCUGCCAUGGAAGCGUGCGUGGCUGCGAAAGGCGGUGGGGACGGUGUUCUCUUCUAGUGGUUAAUGGUUUAAAACAAAUGAAUGUGCCAGACGACUAAUGGUUUAAAACAAAUGAAUGUGCUGGAUUACUAAUGGUUUAAAUAAAGAAAUGUGAUAGAUGA